Mucor velutinosus is the source of this 669-nucleotide messenger RNA. RefSeq lists its product as uncharacterized. The transcript has 3 exons. The record is from RefSeq and is a predicted model, not a curated record. Gene Ontology annotation, molecular function: DNA binding. The coding region runs from base 1 to 669 and encodes 222 amino acids. Gene Ontology annotation, biological process: mitotic cell cycle checkpoint signaling; response to ionizing radiation; double-strand break repair via homologous recombination. NCBI's taxonomy places the organism in Eukaryota, Fungi, Mucoromycota, Mucoromycetes, Mucorales, Mucoraceae. Gene Ontology annotation, cellular component: SOSS complex.
AUGGCCACGCUAGAUCAGCAACUACAACUACAGCAGCAUCAUACACAUCCGAAAUCACAUCUCAACCUCGUCAAAGACAUGCAUCCCAUGAGCAGAAACAUUGAUUGCGAAGUGCUAGUUCUUCAGAAAGAUGGUGAUACGACUAUCACACGUGAUGGGGAUCAGAUAAAUAGGUAUUUAGUAGCGGAUAGGACUGCGUCAAUUCUCCUGAAUGUAUGGGGUGAGGCAGGUGAAUACAUACAAGGUGGAGAUAUUCUGCGUAUUACAGGAGCUGAUGUUAGGCUUCGAAAAGGUCAACUCAUCAUGGGGACAACAAAGACAUGUAAAAUUAGACGAAUCGGACAAGAUACGAUGCCAUUUGUAGAGAAGCCCAAUAUGUCUGAGGUAGCCUUCAACAGUAAUAGUAAUAAUAGUUGGUCUAGGAUCAAUGAUCAACAGCAACAACAGCCAUCUCAGCAGCAACCGUCUUAUAAGCAAUCAAACCGUAUACCCACCAAUAACAUGCAUAAUAGACCACCGAGAGGAUAUCAGAAUCAUCCCUAUAACAAUGCGAAUAGUAAUAAUGGCCAUCGAGGUGGUGGAGGUGGAGGAAGAAGAGGACAGUACCAUGAUAGUCAUCGAGGAAGAGGCGCAAGAUUUCAACAAGGCAUAGACAAUCCAAUUUUAUAG